This is a messenger RNA of Neogale vison (American mink), 2203 nucleotides long. It is a transcript of the gene HARBI1, whose product is annotated as harbinger transposase derived 1. The record is from RefSeq and is a predicted model, not a curated record. The coding region runs from base 235 to 1284 and encodes 349 amino acids. The transcript has 3 exons. Lineage: Eukaryota; Metazoa; Chordata; Mammalia; Carnivora; Mustelidae.
CAGUCCGAGGCCGCUGGUUCCAGUGCAGGGCCGGACCGGCUGGGUGGGUGGGAAGUGCUGCCAGUAACGCCGCAGCCUCGGAGAGAGAGAAGAUUACAAAUGCCAGAGCCAUUUAACUGUUGGUUAACUGCUGAAUUCUGACACUUCUUUAAAUACCUUCUUGCACCAACAUCUUCACUGAGAGGAAUUCAGGAAAAGUAGCAGAGGGAAGGAGAAAUCACAUUUACAUGUACCAUGGCUAUACCAAUAACAGUACUUGACUGUGAUCUCUUGCUCUAUGGCCGAGGUCACCGGACAUUGGACCGCUUUAAGCUGGAUGACGUGACUGAUGAAUACUUGAUGUCCAUGUAUGGGUUUCCUCGACAGUUCAUUUAUUACUUGGUGGAGCUCUUGGGGGCAAGUCUUUCUAGACCUACUCAGAGAUCCAGAGCUAUUAGCCCAGAGACACAGAUCCUUGCAGCACUGGGCUUCUAUACUUCAGGUUCCUUCCAGACUCGGAUGGGAGAUGCUAUUGGAAUCAGUCAGGCAUCUAUGAGUCGCUGUGUUGCCAAUGUCACCGAAGCACUUGUGGAAAGAGCCACACAGUUCAUUCGCUUUCCAGCAGAUGAAGCCUCCGUGCAGGCUCUAAAGGAUGAAUUCUAUGGGUUGGCCGGGAUGCCAGGGGUUAUAGGGGUGGUUGACUGUAUCCAUGUGGCAAUCAAGGCACCGAAUGCUGAAGACCUUUCCUAUGUGAACCGCAAAGGACUGCAUUCUUUAAACUGCCUGAUGGUGUGUGACAUUAGAGGGGCACUAAUGACUGUGGAGACCAACCGGCCAGGCAGCCUCCAGGACUAUGCUGUGCUGCAGCAGUCUUCCCUCAGUAGUCAUUUCGAAGCUGGAGUACACAAAGAUAGCUGGCUGCUUGGUGACAGUUCCUUCUCUCUGCGUACUUGGCUCAUGACCCCCCUUCACAUUCCUGAAACCCCAGCUGAAUAUCGCUAUAAUAUGGCCCAUUCUGCAACUCACAGUGUGAUUGAGAAGACUUUCCGAACCCUCUGCUCCCGAUUUCGCUGCCUGGAUGGAUCCAAGGGAGCGCUGCAGUACUCACCAGAGAAGUCCAGCCACAUUAUCUUGGCUUGUUGUGUCCUCCACAACAUCUCCCUGGAGCAUGGGAUGGAUGUUUGGUCCUCUCCAAUGACAGGACCCAUGGAACAGCCCCCUGAAGAAGAGUAUGAACACAUGGAGUCCUUGGACCUGGAGGCUGAUAGAAUCCGUCAGGAGCUGAUGCUCACUCAUUUUAGCUAAUGUGAGAGGUGGAGGGGAGGGAAAUUUCCCAGAAGGAGUUGUGACAAACUUUCUGCCUCACCACCCCCUGCAGAGUUCCAUCAUCUAGCAUGAUUGCGUAUGUGGACACUUGUCACAAAUUGACAUUUAAUCUUUGUGUUUUAGAAGGGUUAUGGCUGUGCCAGAAUAUCCUGACUCAUUUGCAAAUACAUUAGCUAAACCAAAACCAAGCCAAUAGUUCCCUGCUACCCACUCAACUCCAGGUUGAGUGAUUGAAAAUUCACUAGCAGCAGACAUUUAUGAUUUUGCCUACAAAAUCAAAGCAAAGGGGAAAAUGGCAGUCAGCCAGAAUGUUUUUUAUUUAAUUGUCUAGAGAUUUCAAAUGAAAACAAUAUUCGUUUGCCCUAAAUUACUGGAUGGGAUUUUAGCUUUCCUACUUUGCUGCCUGUAUAGGCAUCAUCUGAGGCAAGUGUAAAGCGCAAAUUUAAGUUAGGGAAUGGUCUUCUGACAAAAGUGGCUACUAAUCUUGAGUUUUCAGCUUUGUGUUUUUAAGAGGAUGUUAGGUACAGCCUGAAGCCUCCAUCUCUAGUCUUUCUGCAGUAGUUGGACUGUGACUUGGACCUGGUUUCGAGGGAAAACAUCUGGACUCCAAUGUCCUCUUUCCAAACCAGAGAAGGAAUUAGAGGCUAAAUUGGUUUAAGAACCCAAUCAGCUUAAAGAAGCCAAGUAAUGUAGAUAAAAUAGCAAGCUUACACUUUACAGAUCUAAAAACCCGACAGAUUGAUGGGCAGAGGAGACUCACCCAGGUUUUGACAGUGCACAUCUAAACAGAUCACAUUUCUUAACGCCCAUGAUGUUAGAAUGUCUGUUUGGCCAUUCUGCUUUGAAUUUCCUUGAGUAGAAGGAAGACUUAGGGAAUAAAGAAGGCAUUGUGAAAGCA